This is a messenger RNA of Macrobrachium nipponense, 1316 nucleotides long. RefSeq lists its product as uncharacterized. Gene Ontology annotation, molecular function: DNA binding. NCBI's taxonomy places the organism in Eukaryota, Metazoa, Arthropoda, Malacostraca, Decapoda, Palaemonidae. Gene Ontology annotation, cellular component: transcription regulator complex; nucleus. The record is from RefSeq and is a predicted model, not a curated record. Gene Ontology annotation, biological process: regulation of transcription by RNA polymerase II. The transcript has 4 exons. The coding region runs from base 393 to 1118 and encodes 241 amino acids.
GCGAAGGAACGCUCAGGGAACAGGUUUUGAUUUUGCGUCUACAAAUCGCAGCGGGCGAUCUGCGUAGUCUUAUGAGGUAUUUUUUAUGCGAACAGUAGAGAAUUUACGUGUUUAUCAAUCAAUGAAACCCGUGAGUAACGCCCACAUAGAUUCUAAUGCAUUCCUACUGCAUUUUUCCUUCCGGUUUUCCCGUGCGGCACAGAAAUCAAUGAAGUGUAGUGAGACCGUUCACAAGACGCGGGCAAAAUUCCCGUGCGGCGAAAUGCGAGCCACCUGCCGCAUCACCGCUAGGAGUCGUGCGGCGCCGAGCGUGCGGCAGGCAGUAGUGGCUCGUCUGAGGUCGAAGUAGGGUGUGUACAUCUAUCUCCUGACUGUCUUCUUUCAAACUGAUCAUGCCAGACUAUCUUGACAUAGAACUCCUGAUUGGUGAAGUGGAGAGGAGACCAGUUCUGUGGGACAAUUCUUCAGAAGACUACAAAGACAAAGACAAGAAAGCACAGGCCUGGGCAGAGGUUUGCCAGGUACUCAUUGAAGGCUACGAGGAAAGAGACGCUACAGAAAAGAUCAACAUAGGUAAAGAUGUCCAGAGCAAGUGGAGGAACGUUAGAGACUCUUACGCCAAGAACAUCAAGAAACAGAACGAGACGAAACGGGGAUCAGGCGCCGUGCGGCCUCGCCGUUACAUCUUCAGCGAGCAGCUGUCCUUCCUGAAGAGGGUGGUGAGCAGCAGAGCCACUCCUGACCACACUUCGGGAGACGCGUCCUCCGAAGACGCGCCCCAAGAUUUCGCCGCCGCCGCCGCCGGCCAGUCGAUCGUGUCCCUAGAAGACUCUAGCGUCAUUCAGUCCAUGGAGGUCCUCGAGCAACAGGAAACAGACGACGAUAAAGACUUCCUCAUGUCCCUUCUGCCGUUAGUCAAGUCUCUGGACGCAGAUGAUAAACUGCAUUUCAGGAUGCAAGUGAUGCAGGUGUUGAUGGACUUCAAAGGAGGGCAGCAUAGGCCUACAGUUGAACCGAAGCGGUUUCCGGAUCCACUCGAAAUUGCUCUGCAAGAUUCUACGUGUAUCGUUUUCAGGUGUAACCGAUGUAGUCAUCGACCAAGAGGCAAGCAGAGCUGACGCCACUAGCGUGCAUUUAUAGAUAUUUACAAAUGUUAAGUUAUAUAUAUCCGUGUAUGUGUGUGUGUUUGUGUGUGAGUGUGCAUGCGUACGUGGACAAGUGCCUUCUGCAAAGCAUUAUUUAAUAUUCUAGAUCUAGUAGAUCGCACACAAUAUCUAGCAUUAAUAAUUUUCUGUAUAAAAGGAAAAUAAACCAGC